This is a messenger RNA of Haliotis rufescens (red abalone), 4772 nucleotides long. Its product is annotated as neural cell adhesion molecule L1-like protein. The record is from RefSeq and is a predicted model, not a curated record. Gene Ontology annotation, biological process: cell-cell adhesion. NCBI's taxonomy places the organism in Eukaryota, Metazoa, Mollusca, Gastropoda, Lepetellida, Haliotidae. The transcript is spliced from 14 exons. The coding region runs from base 284 to 2272 and encodes 662 amino acids.
GACGUCAGGGCCGUCCAUUGAUCCGCCGUACAUUAGCCAGGCAGUGUGCACAAUAUGACUCGCUAAACGGCAUAGAUUCAAUCUAAAUUAUUCAAAAAAGGUAACUCGGUUAGCGUGAUCUGGACAUUUCGUUUAGUUUAGUUUCUGGAGCGCAUCUCUUUGAGGUUUUACCAUGCGGCCAGCUGAUAUCAAAGCCUUCUAAUCUGUAGAACGGAAUACACUUCCUGUAUACGGACACGACUGCCUGUGUUGGACACUGCCCUUGGCGGGGCUAAGAGUAACAAUGGCACCCGUCUUCACCCUCGUCUGUUUGCUGGCCGCAAUAUCCAGAGUUACGUCUCAGAGAAUACCACCAUACAUAACUAAACCGGACGCCCAGACGAAGGAUUACAUCAAAUACGAAUCGGAGGUUGUUCUCCCCUGCACGGCAGAGGGAAACCCCAGACCCACAUACAAAUGGUACUUCAAAGGAGACGAGGUUAGAUCGACAAACGAGUAUAUAAAAGUAGACAGCACUAACGGCACCCUGACUAUACCCAGCUUCACAGACAGAGAGCAGGGGGAGUAUCAGUGUGCAGUGGAGAAUAAUGUUGGUUCGGAAGUGAACCCGUUAGCCAUGUCACCCGUUACAACCCUAACACAAAUCGUUCUAGAAAGUUGGUCUGACAGCGGCGCCCCACCUACACCCAUAAUCAAGUCGGAGGGGCAAUAUGCCAGCCUCGAGUGUGGGGAUGUUCCAGAGAGCGUUCCUCCAGCACGCUUCAUGUGGUUCCGACAAGGAACAGAUGGCACCCAGGAACAAGUUAAAGAAAGCAAAAGAAUCUAUAUUGACGAUAAAGGAACCCUGCAUUUUGUCUUCUUGGAAGUGGAAGACCAGACUGAUGUUGAUAUUUACAAGUGCGCCAUGUACAAUGACAAUCCCGAUAAUAUCCAACUUGGCAGCCCAAAGAAGCUGACAGUUAAACCAGAAACAGUUAAACCCCAAGUGCCUCCGAGAAAUGUGUUUAAGACCGCCGAUCCCCAGUUCCUCAUAGGCCAAAAAGCAGAACUGGAGUGUGUUUUCAGUGGACACCCUAUCCCGUCUGUCCAUUGGUAUGACCUGCGGAGAGGGCCCAUCACGACCAACAAGAAGUACAAACUUGACAAGAACAACAUGAAACUGCAGAUUGUUAACCUAACAGAUGAUGAUGGAGGCAUUUAUAGAUGCGAGGGGAACAGCUCUACUUCUGACAACGACAUCAUCUUCCUGAACGUAACAUCUGGUCCUAUCUGGGUACAGGGCAUUAACAACCAGACUAUCCCCGAAGGUCGAGAUGCCACCUUCACCUGCAAGGCUCGUUCGGCUCGUGCGGAGAAUGAGCCGAGUGCCCCUGUGUGGUACAAGAAUGGGGUGGAGAUCAACAUGAACAAUCCUCCAGGUAACGGAAAGAUCCAAUUCAGCGAACGUGGUCGUGUUCUCACCGUGACAAACCUAACCAAGCCAGAUGACAUUAUGUGCAUUCAAUGUCGGGUAGCCAACUCGAUGGGCUCCGAGUUCGCAAACGGUUGUCUCAAUGUCAUAGAGCCUAUCAGCGUGACUACACAGCCUCCACUUAAGCAGGGCAUCAAGAAAGGUGAUCUGGUGAACCUCACUGUGCGGGGAACCACAGACCCGGGGAUGACACUCAGGUACAGAUGGGAAUUCAAGAAUGAAACGUAUUACACAGAACUACCGCCACAUGUGAUCUACGACGACGUCACAAAACAAACCUACAUCAACACUACAAAUCUGAGUGAUGAGGAGUACGACCAGAUAGAAGGAAAUUACAGCAGAGUGCUGUUCCAUAACUUUGAAACCCGCCGUGUAUCCAUUGACGUCGUCCUAGAGGAUGGGAUAGUUGGACCGAUUCUGAUUAGUGGUGCAGGGGUGCCGAUUUGGCUGAUCAUCCUGCUUAUCCUCCUCAUCCUCCUCAUCAUACUGAUCAUCAUCUGCUGCUGCUGCUAUCGCAAGAAGAAGGAUCGGGGAGCGUACAGAGUGUACGCCAUCGAGAAGGACACUAUCUACUUACACCCGGACAAGGAUAUUGAGGAUCAUAAAUUCCAGAAUGUCACAAGCAUAGAGCCUGAAGGAGACGAAUCUCUGAAGAAACGUCUCAACCCAAACUAUGACCUCAGUGAUGACGACAUGGACUCGCUAGACGGUUAUGCUGGAGGUAAAUUCAACGCCGCGUACUUCAGCGAUGACGCGUCUUUUGUAGGACAGUAUGCAACUAGAGCAAGUCAAGAUCUUUGAAGACGUUGUGUUGAUACUUUAAAAACAUAUCAACGUACUUGGCUGCUCAACUAAACAGGCCGAUUCGGCCGCUUUGGGAACCACUGACGAAACGUCUUUAACGAAUCAACCUUAUUUCUAAAUCAACUUUAUAUUUACAUAUUCGGGUACCAAGUCAACAUAUUUGGCUACCAAAACAACUUCUGUAUGGACACCAAAUCAUCUUCAUAUUUUGCAUGUUUGGCUAUGAUUUUAGUCAGGAUUACACACUGGAUGUAAGAACUCACUUAUUUAUUCUUUUGCAAACAAAACACAUUCACAUCAAACAAAGUAUACUUUGAGCAUAUUCAUUACUUUCAACAAAAAGUUGAAGCCAUUAAAUCGUCUCUUUGCGAUUCUUUCUACGUAGAUGGGAGUCGACGUUUCGUUUUCAUGUUCCUUUACACAAUUAGUCCACUAAGUGAUGCAUUUGAUAAUUGACGUUUGUUUUCAUCGCCAUUACCAUUCCAACAGUAUAUACAUUUCUCUGAGAUGUAGGAAGUCCAUGCCCAUAUCACUAUUUUGUAUUCCGACAUCUUGCAUCCUGCAUAUGUUGAGGUAUUCCACAAUGAAUCCUGUGAUCGAGAUAAACAUGAAUAAUGUAUAAAAUAACACUUGUUUACCGGCCUCGAGUUGAACAGGAUAUGGUUAAACACGAUUGAACACGAAACAGAACUUGAGAGACACCAGCCAAAGAGUAUACCACUUAAUACAAAACAACGUUUUUACAUUUAGUCUAGUUGGCAGAAAUAAACACUUUUAGGGGUACUGAUAUAUUGUAAUAUAGUUAUAUUGAUAAUUUGAAAAAAUAUUACAUUGCAAGUUACAGAUGCACAAUACACUAGUUUUAUUUGCUUCUACACAAUCACAACAAACACAAUUCGAUAAUUACCAAUACAUGUAUGUCCUUGCACAAAACGUUUUUCUAAACAAACCUGACGAUCUGAACAAUAUGAUUUUCCUAUAAAUGUUCUAUGUUCCAUUUUCUUUCAGCACUUGUCCCAGGUAUUUUUUGUUGUAAACUUAUAUACGGUAGUUUUAUGUUGCCGACAUGCAUAUGCUGUAGUAUCAUUUGUCAAACCUGUUGAACUUUAAAUGCCUUUGUCUUAAACAAAGAUGAAAUGCACAAAUACAGUAUAUACAUGUAAUGCAUUAAAGUAUAUGCAUGUAGAAAGUCGCAACUCACAUCUUGUUUGCAUUCACUAAAUUUCAAACACAAGUGUAUAUAUUUUAUUUCAUCAGGCCAUCAGAUCAACUAGCUCCAAGUAGUAUACAAGUCUUGGAACAGAAACGCAGACAGCCGGCUUGUCCACAUUUAAUGGACAUGUGGGACCCACUAAGUGGUAUUCAGGAAAGAAUUCUCAUCUGAAUAAUCCAAAUGUGGUGAUCAGUUUUCAGCAAUAUGAAAAAGAUAUUGUCGUACGUCCGAAUAUUCCGGUGCUAAUAUUCUCUUACCAUAUUCCAAAGAACAUUAUUAUACCAAAUACAUUUCUAAUAUACUUGUUGAAAUAAAACAUUUAGAGUAUUUUACUUUUUUGUAUAAACAAUUUUUCCAUAAUGUGCCUGUUGAUCCAAUGCCUAUGAUUCUGUCCUGGGGAUGCUUUGAAUAUUGUCUGUCGUGUUCAUUGUAUUCCAAAGAAGGUAAUUGUAUUUUAAGAUUAAAAGAUCCGGUUUAGAAUUGGUCUUCAGCAACCCACAUUUGUCGUAAGAGGCGGCUAAUCGGAACGGGUGGUGAGGUUCGCUGACUUGGUUGAUCUAUGUCAUCGUAUCCCAAUUACAAAGACCGAUGUUUAUGAUGUCAGUCAUUGGAUUGUCUGGUUCAGACUCGAUUAUUUACAGACCGCCGCCAUACAGCUGUAAUAUAGACGAGUGUGGCGUUAAGCAACAAACAAACAAAACAAGUAGCUUAGUGUAUUAGUUUAGGCUGUCACCCCUUUGUCUUAGUUAACACUAGGUAAUUCUAUGUAAUUUGCUUAUAGAUAGUCACAGAAUGCUGUUUGGUUGCACACUUGUCAGUAGAUGUUAUGCUUAGAGCAGGACCAUCACAUGUGUCCACUCCCCUGCAGUAUAGUUUGUCCAUUAUUAUCAGCUCAAUAUAUACUUUAUGUACCGUUUCUGCUGAUUUACAGCAUGUUUCACUAUGUUUCAAUGCUAUCUCCAGGUGUACAUCUUACAGCUCCUGCUGUUUACCUCUUAUACUCAUAAUUACAUUGUUGUGUUUACACUGCCAUCUUGUUAACGAUAUGCCCUCCGUGUAUAUAUAGUGUUAUUUAUUACAGUACACGUGCGAAAGGUGUUAACCAAAUGGUGACGAUAUGAACUUGUUUGUUUUUUGUUUCAUUUUAGUUCAUUGUGCAGUAUUACUAACUAUAUAAGUGUAUUUUCAUGCUAAAGGUAUCUGAUUAUAUGUACAGCUCACGUCUAUAGUUUUUUUAAUUAUGACACUUCUAUACCUUUUCCCGAAUAAAACAAUUUUACAGAG